Messenger RNA from Arabidopsis thaliana (thale cress), 1968 nucleotides. Its product is annotated as myosin heavy chain-like protein. The transcript is spliced from 7 exons. Lineage: Eukaryota; Viridiplantae; Streptophyta; Magnoliopsida; Brassicales; Brassicaceae. The coding region runs from base 214 to 1383 and encodes 389 amino acids. The record is from RefSeq and is marked reviewed.
AAAAUUGCAUUAUUUGCUUUACGACUACAGCUCAACUGGGCCACCCUGAUUACUUAUCCGACCCGGCCCGACCCAUCCGGAUCUUCCUUCUCUUGUUUAAAUUAAAGCAGAUAAAAAGGAAACUGGAAAAUUCAGUUCAAGUAUUGUCGUCGGAAUAUUACUCUUCACCGGCCAGUUUUCAGCUCUUGUGUGUAAAUUUGUUAGUCUUUUUUAAUGUCGAGUAAUUGGGGAAGUAGCUCGCGAGAUAGCUCGGGAAGUAGUUCAAGAAGCGAUGUUGACAACUCGUUUGAUGCUGACGAACUUUUACAGAUUGGUUCAAGAUGUAUGGAGCUACGGAGAGAAAAGGAGAUGCUUAGAGAAUCUCAGUCACAGAGUGUUGAACUUGUCAGAAGGUUGGAACUGAAUGCGAAUUCGUUGUCAGAGUCUCGUUUAGAAGAUAAGAGAAGAAUUCAGAUGUUGGAGAAAGAAUUGUUGAAUUGCUACCAGGAGAUUGAUUAUUUGCGGGAUCAAGUAAACUUCAGAAGCCAGGAAAUGAACGACCUGAGUGAACAUGUACUCGAUCUUGAAGUCAGAGUAACUAAAUCAGGGAAAUUGGAAGAAGAAGUUAACUAUUUGAGGGAGGAGUUGUGUUCGUCGAAAUCUGAGCAGCUAUUGUUGUUGCAAGAACUGGAGAGCACAGAAACUGAGCUACAGUUUUCUUUGUUUUCUGUUGAGAAGCUGGAGGAGUCGGUCUCAUCCUUAACAUUGGAGUCUCAGUGUGAGAUAGAAAGCAUAAAACUUGAUAUAGUAGCGUUGGAGCAGGCGCUCUUUGAUGCUCAGAAAUUUCAAGGUGAAAGCAUCCAAGAAAACGAUAAGUUAAGAGAAAUAGUCAAGGAGCUACGGUUGAACUCUCGAGAGGCAGAAGAGAAUGCUGAGUGUUUAGAGAAGCAAAACAAGGAGCUGAUGGAGAGAUGUGUAGCCUCUGAAAGGAAUAUCAAAGACUUACGUCAAAGCUUUAGAGGAAGGUUGGAAAGUGAAAGUGAAGCGCCUGUAAAUCCAGAUUGUUUCCAUGACAUCAUCAAGAAAUUAGAGGUUUUCCAGGAUGGGAAACUGAGAGACAAAAUGGAAGAUAUGGCAAGACAGAUACUUCAAUACAAAGAUCUUGUAAAGCAGCUCAAGGAUGAGUUGAAAGAAGAGAAACUAAAGGCCAAGGAAGAAGCAGAGGACUUAACACAAGAAAUGGCUGAAUUAAGAUAUGAAAUGACAUGUUUAUUGGAGGAAGAAUGCAAGCGGCGUGCAUGCAUCGAACAAGCAUCAUUACAAAGAAUAGCCAAUCUAGAAGCACAGAUCAAGAGAGAGAAGAACAAGUCCUCAACUUGCUUAGUUCCUCUUCCUGCUGUAUAAACCAGCUAAGGUUCGAGUUAAACUUGAAAUCACAGUUAAUGCCUCAAAUAAGCCUUUAAGCUAUAAGGUUUGAAUUCUUAUGUAUUUAAAGUGUACAUAAUCCAAUUUGAUUGGAAAUUGGAAUAUAGAUUUCAUCCCUGUGAUUAUGUUUAUAUAUGGAAAUUGAGUUUUACAAGAGUGAAACUGCUUCUUCAUGUGCCUACCAAAAAAAAAAACUGCUUCUUCAUGUGGCUUCUAAGUGUUUAAUUACGCCUUCAGCAACAUGUAGAGAUCUUGAGAAAUUGACAUGAGUCUCUAGAGAAUGUUGAAAGCUGUGGUCGUUGACCAAGAAGAUUCUUACUAUUUGACUCUAUUUGAUAGGCCUGUAAUGAGCCUAGGUCAAUAAGGCUGAGUUUAUUUGAUGGCCCGUUUUUCUCUCUUUUAUUGUUCUUCUUUUUCUUGUGAAAAUAAAGAAAUCUGGAAGCGUUGUUGUAUCAUCAUGUAUGUGCAGAGUCUAGUAACCUUGUUGUUGAUGCAAAGGGAUAAAUGAAUGGGUCAAGGAAAAGAACCUGUUGUCUUUAUUGUUAAUCAAGACACUUGUAGAUU